Pieris napi is the source of this 409-nucleotide messenger RNA. RefSeq lists its product as uncharacterized. The record is from RefSeq and is a predicted model, not a curated record. NCBI's taxonomy places the organism in Eukaryota, Metazoa, Arthropoda, Insecta, Lepidoptera, Pieridae. The transcript is spliced from 4 exons. Bases 77 to 394 code for a protein of 105 amino acids.
ACAGAUUUUCCUUAUAACAAAUGUGCGGUCACCGACAAUGCUCGCUUGUGGUUAAUUAAAUAAUAAUUAUUUAAUCAUGCUCUAUAAACUGUUUCUACUAACUUUAGUAUGUUUAAUUAGUGUGUGUAAUGGAGAAGUUGAUACCCUUGAUUUUUCAAAUAGUGAUUUAGAGAGUAUCAUUUUGGAGGCAUUAAAGAACAAUGAAACUCUAUCAUCGGACUUUUCAAAUGCAACAGAUGAAGUAUGCAAGCCUUUAGUAUCCGUCAAGCCAGAUUUCAAUAGGCCAGGGCAAAGCAUAAGUGAAACAAAAUGCUUGCAAUACAUGUGGGAAGUGAAAAACUUAAAAGAUCAAGACAAAGCAAGUUGUAAGUUUAUUUUCGUUAAAUACACGUAAAUUUUGCUUAUAUGU